Molecule: messenger RNA, 1074 nt
Organism: Lachnellula hyalina
Lineage: Eukaryota; Fungi; Ascomycota; Leotiomycetes; Helotiales; Lachnaceae
Exons: 2
Coding region: 1-1074 (357 amino acids)
Source: RefSeq, a predicted model, not a curated record
AUGGAGGAAACACAGAUACCCAUUACGGGUCUCGAGGAGCUUGAGAGCCAUUUGAAGCACAUUAUUGAUGAGCCAGAUACGCCUCUCAACGCCGAUUUGUUUGAUGAGGUAGAGUUGCAACUUACUGACAGCAACAUACCCCCUUUGAUACCCCGCCUUCUCCCGAACGUCACUCAAAUUCUGCUCACCUACGACAAGGAUCCUGCAAUUCUUGCAAGUCUCUCCAUAAAACUUCUACGGCCCGUCCAAUUCACCCAAGCUCUCACUCUGGCAUCUGAAGAUGCUCUUAUUCAAGCUUUGCGAUCCCACGCACCCUCUGCCAACAUUCUUGGAAUCGCCGUACUCGAAAAGGCAUCUAGAUCCCCUGGUGAUACAGCGAUAUUGUCCAUUAUGAAAGGCGUGGUACAAAGCUUUGUACGGAUAUGGCUUAGCACACCACAUGUUGAAGUGGGCGAGAAGGCGACUAAAGCACUUGGUGAUUUGCUGGAGGUGGAUUGCGAUAAGAGAUCUUCUGCUGGGAUCGAUACAAGAAUGAGCGGAAUACAAUUAGCAGGUACCCCACCUGGCCAAGGAUUGCUGUGGAGACGAAUCUUCCAGGAUCGAGACAUCUAUGGCUUGAUCUUCUCGCUCUGCAGCUUCAAGACAGUCGGUACAGAGGAAGACCAGCUGGAUGAAAGGCAAAAGUCAUUGGCACAGGGUCGGCUGCUGAGGAUUCUCCCAAGACUAGCGGCACUUGAUUUCCAUACCGUAACCCACACGCAGUUCCGUGAGAUGGAAGCGCAAUAUGGCUUACAGGACGGAGAUCAUGGUCUGUUGUUCUUCGCCAUGGUGGACAUGGUGGACAAGCAAGACAUCUUGAUGCAUCUCAACUUAAUCGACAUCUUCAUUGAAUUAUUGGGAAAUAUGAGCAUCACAGAGGUUACACAAACAACUUUGGACUAUCUGGCUACCCUGACAAAAAAAGUCGCUGGAUCAGAUGGAGCACUUUAUCAGUCCCUAGAGGCAAUUUCCGUAUCGCCAGACGCAUCACCAGAUCUCGUAGAGCUUUUGGUCAAAUUGAGUCGAUAUCAAUGA